CACUGUGUCCCUCAUGAAAACAGGUCCCUCUAGAAACUCUGGGCAGCAGCACUUUGGUUCCCACAUACGAACAUGGCGUCCGCAGUGCUGAAGGUUGCAGCUGGCCUCUCCAGAUGCUCUCGAGUCACACUAGUGAGGGCACUCUCAACCACUGCGGCGCUUCAUCAGGGAGUUCCCGGGUCUGUGUGGAAACUGGGGAGGCUCAACCACAUUGCCAUUGCUGUUCCUGAUAUAGAGAAGGCUACAGCUCUGUACCGAGACGUGCUGGGAGCCACAGUGAGCGACAAGGUGCCCCUGCCUGAGCAUGGCGUCUACACAGUGUUUGUAGAGCUGGGAAACACCAAGCUGGAGCUGCUCCAUCCUCUCGGGGAGAAGAGCCCCAUAUCUGGCUUCUUACAGAAGAACAAGUCUGGAGGGAUGCACCACAUCUGCAUUGAGGUGGACGACAUAAACGCUGCGAUUUCUGACCUGAAAGCCAAGAACAUCAGGACUCUCUCCGCUGAGCCCAGGAUAGGUGCUCAUGGGAAACCUGUCAUGUUCCUUCACCCUAAAGAUUGUGACGGUGUGCUGGUGGAGCUCGAAGAGGCCUGAGCCUGACCACAGCUGGCUCCUGAUCAACUCGGUGCUGAGCGCAGCUCUUUCCGUUCUCCAUAAAAAAAUAAUUUAAAAAAAAAGAAGUUCCUGUGGCUUCGUGCCAAUGUUGUUUUUGACAAUUUUACCUGGUAAAUAAAUUUUUCUGUGAUGUGUUUUUCUCAUAGAUUGUAUUGAGUGAACACCUGUGAGCAUUUGAGUUUCCUCUCAGUGUGUAUUUGCAUACAUGAGUUCAAUUUGCUGUGAUCUCCUAAAACAAAAACAAAAAAAA
Salarias fasciatus (jewelled blenny) is the source of this 862-nucleotide messenger RNA. It is a transcript of the gene mcee, whose product is annotated as methylmalonyl CoA epimerase. The transcript is spliced from 3 exons. Lineage: Eukaryota; Metazoa; Chordata; Actinopteri; Blenniiformes; Blenniidae. The coding region runs from base 73 to 591 and encodes 172 amino acids. Gene Ontology annotation, molecular function: methylmalonyl-CoA epimerase activity. Gene Ontology annotation, cellular component: mitochondrion. The record is from RefSeq and is a predicted model, not a curated record. Gene Ontology annotation, biological process: L-methylmalonyl-CoA metabolic process.